CGGCUCCCAGGGAGGCGCAUGCGCGGGGGCGCGGCUGGGCCUGAGCGGAGAGCAGCAGCAAGACCCCGCGGCGCCCCGAGCCGGAGCGCGAGCCCGCGGCGGACCAUGCUGUGGUUCCGCGGCGCCAUCCCGGCCGCUAUCGCCGCCGCCAAGCAGCGCAGCUCCGUCUUCGUCGUGUUCGUGGCAGGUGAUGAUGAACAAUCUACGCAAAUGGCUGCUAGUUGGGAGGAUGAGAAGGUGACUGAAGCAGCCUCGGAGGGUUUUGUUGCUAUUAAAAUACAUACCAAAAGUGAAACAUGUCUACAAUUUUCGCAGAUCUAUCCUGUAGUGUGUGUUCCAUCCAGUUUCUUCAUAGGAGACAAUGGGGUUCCCUUGGAAGUAAUUGCUGGCAGUGUCUCUGCUGAGGAGCUUAUCACUAGAAUCCACAAAGUGAAACAGAUGCACACAGUAAAAAAUCAAGCACUGGAAAACGAGAGUCAGUCGUCUGCUCCAUGUCCUUCUCUUCAGACUAAUAGCCCUUCAGAAAAUGUUUGUUCCAGAGCAGAUGAGCUUUGUACAAUGCAGCCUGAGACUGUAAGCUCUUCUGCAGAUAAAGCAUGUGCAGAUCAGGCGAGUCAGCCUCAAGAUGCAAGUAGUUCUUCAGAUGAGAGAGUGACUGAUCUUCAGCCUGUGAAUGACCUUGCAGUCAAAGUGGAAAGGCUAACAAAAAAGCUUGAAGAAAGACGAGAAGAGAAAAAGAAGGAGGAAGAACACAAAGAAAUUAAAAAGGAAAUUGAACGAAGAAAAACUGGGAAAGAGAUGCUGGAGUACAAGAGACGACAAGAAGAAGAAUUGACAAAACGAAUGUUAGAGGAAAGAAACAGAGAGAAGGCGGAAGAAAAAGCAGCAAGAGAGCGUAUAAAACAGCAGAUUGCAAUGGAUCGUGCUGAAAGAGCAGCUCGCUUUGCAAAGAAUAAGGAAGAAGCAGAAGCUGCCAAGGCUGCAGCUCUCCAAGCUAAGCAGGCUGAAAUAGAAGCAAGGAAGGAAGCAUCUCAAAAGGAAAGGAGUGCUAUAGCAAGGAUUCAGUUCCGUCUCCCAGAUGGAUCUUCCUUUACUAAUCAGUUUCCUUCAGAAGCACACUUGGAAGAAGCUAGGCAAUUUGCUGCACAGACAGUUGGCAACACUUAUGGCAACUUUUCCUUGGCCACAAUGUUUCCCAGAAGGGAGUUUACCAAAGAAGAUUAUGGAAAGAAAUUAUCAGAGCUAGAGCUUGCACCAAGUGCUUCAGUAGUAUUGUUGCCGGCUGGAAGACCAGCAACAUCAGUGGUACAGGCCUCGGGUGGAGACUUUUGGAAAUUCCUGGGCACAAUACUUUAUCCACUCAUUGCUGUCUGGAGGCUUAUUAGCAACUUCAUAUUUACCAGUCCUCCCCCCUCACAAUCUACAGUGAGAACAGCACAUCAGCAAGAACAUUCAAAUCCUUCAACAUCCAGCAGUAUGGAGCCAAGCAGGCAAGCAGUUAGAAAACGAGUGCUGGAAAAGCGUGGGGAGGACUUUAAAAAAGAAGGCAAAAUAUAUAGAUUGAGGACUCAAGAUGAUGGAGAAGAUGAAAACAAUACUUGGAAUGGAAAUUCAACCCAGCAAAUGUAGUUUUGAGUAAUGGUGCAAUAAUCAUUGGGUUUGUUUUGUUUUUUCCUUAUUUGAUUUAAGCAAACUAAAAUUUCUGCUGGAGACAUAAGGCUUAUAUCUUAAACUGACUCAGCCACACUACUUCUAUUCCUGCCAUGGGGUAUGAAGUUGCCUAAAUCAAAAAUCAA
This is a messenger RNA of Alligator mississippiensis (American alligator), 1796 nucleotides long. RefSeq names its product UBX domain protein 4 (gene UBXN4). The record is from RefSeq and is a predicted model, not a curated record. The transcript has 13 exons. Gene Ontology annotation, molecular function: protein binding. Lineage: Eukaryota; Metazoa; Chordata; Crocodylia; Alligatoridae. Bases 19 to 1629 code for a protein of 536 amino acids.